Messenger RNA from Sciurus carolinensis (gray squirrel), 1735 nucleotides. It is a transcript of the gene Marchf11, whose product is annotated as membrane associated ring-CH-type finger 11. Gene Ontology annotation, biological process: protein ubiquitination. The record is from RefSeq and is a predicted model, not a curated record. The transcript is spliced from 4 exons. Bases 343 to 1563 code for a protein of 406 amino acids. Gene Ontology annotation, molecular function: zinc ion binding; ubiquitin-protein transferase activity. Lineage: Eukaryota; Metazoa; Chordata; Mammalia; Rodentia; Sciuridae.
GCCCGCUGCCCGCGCCCCUCCGCGGCCCACCGCCCGCGCGCUGCUCCUCCCUCCUGCCCCGCAGCUCCCCCACGCCCCCUCCGCAGCGCGGCUCUCACGCGCAGCCGAAUUCGGCGCCGCCUCCAUCAGAGCCGAGCCGGCGGCUCCGCAGAGCAGCCGCCUCUGCCGCCGCGCCGGGCCCUCCGCGUCCCCUCCCGUCCCGCCCUCCCAGCCCUCGGCGCCCGGGUCCCCCUUCCCCACCCUCCUCCCUCCUCCCUUCCCUUCUUCCCCCUCCGCUCGCUCUCCCGCGGCAGUCCGUGCCCGGCCCUCCAGCCGGGCCGGUAGGAGGGCGGCGGCACCACCAUGAGCUCUGAGGGCGGCCACAGCCUCAGUCUGUGUCGCGGGGCGGAGAGCGGAGACGCCGAGCCGCCGCCGCCGCCGCCCCCGCCGCCGCCGCCGGGAGAGCCGGCCCCGGUCCUCGGGGCCCCGCGCUACCUGCCGCCGCUGCCCGCGCCGCCCGUGCCCCCCGAGCGCACGGCGGGGCAGGAUGACCCGCCGAGGGAGGUGUCCCCGCGGCGCAGGGGCACGGACGAGCUACCGCCGCCGCCGCCGCCCCUGCCCCUGCCGCCCGCCGGGCAGGAGGUGUCGGCGGCUGGUGACUCCCGGGAAGGUCCAAGGCACCUCCCCGAGGUGUCAGUCCCCGAGGCGGCGGCGGGGAAGGGCGGCCCCGGGGAGCCAGAGGCCGGCGCCGGCGGGGAGGGCGAGCGGCGGGGCGCCGGCGACCAGCCCGAGACGCGCUCCGUGUGCAGCAGCCGCAGCAGCAGCAGCGGCGGCGGCGGCGACCAACGCGCGGGGCACCAGCACCAGCAUCACCAGCCCAUCUGCAAGAUCUGCUUCCAGGGCGCGGAGCAGGGGGAGCUAUUAAAUCCCUGCCGAUGUGAUGGGUCAGUUCGGUACACACACCAACUGUGCCUGCUAAAGUGGAUCAGUGAGAGAGGAUCCUGGACCUGCGAGCUCUGCUGUUAUAGAUACCACGUGAUAGCCAUUAAGAUGAAACAGCCUUGCCAGUGGCAAAGCAUUUCUAUAACACUGGUUGAGAAAGUUCAGAUGAUUGCUGUAAUCCUAGGAUCCCUGUUCUUAAUAGCCAGUGUGACGUGGCUCCUCUGGUCAGCCUUCAGCCCCUAUGCAGUGUGGCAGAGGAAGGACAUCCUUUUUCAGAUCUGCUAUGGAAUGUAUGGUUUUAUGGAUCUAGUGUGCAUAGGUCUCAUUGUGCAUGAAGGAGCUGCAGUUUACAGAGUUUUUAAACGCUGGAGAGCAGUGAAUUUGCACUGGGAUGUGUUAAAUUAUGACAAAGCCACAGACAUUGAAGAGAGCAGCCGGGGAGAGUCUUCCACCAGUAGGACUUUAUGGCUGCCACUGACGGCCCUGCGGAGCAGAAACUUGGUUCACCCGACGCAGCUCACCUCGCCCAGGUUCCAGUGUGGCUAUGUGCUCCUGCAUCUGUUCAACCGGAUGAGGCCCCAGGAGGACCUGUCAGAAGACAACAGCUCCGGAGAGGUUGUGAUGAGAGUGACUUCAGUGUGACCGGCAUGCCUGGCGAUGCAGCGCGGGCCACCCUGCACCUUUCGGAAUGUAAUUGCAAUGAGUGGAGAAACCAUAGCACUUCUAAAAACCACACAUCUGUGAACUUUUUAAAAUUUAUGCUUUUUAUAUGAACAUUUGAAUUGCAAAUACAUUUUUCUGAAAAAAAAAAAAG